Paramecium tetraurelia is the source of this 1213-nucleotide messenger RNA. RefSeq lists its product as uncharacterized. Gene Ontology annotation, molecular function: ATP binding; protein serine/threonine kinase activity. NCBI's taxonomy places the organism in Eukaryota, Ciliophora, Oligohymenophorea, Peniculida, Parameciidae. Gene Ontology annotation, biological process: endocytosis; signal transduction; peptidyl-serine phosphorylation. The transcript has 5 exons. Gene Ontology annotation, cellular component: cytoplasm; nucleus. The record is from RefSeq and is a predicted model, not a curated record.
UUUGUUAAUUUUAAUUAAUAAUGCUCAACACUUCUUCGAUUCAAUCAACAAGUGAAAUCCCUAAUUUUGUUGUAAUUGACAAUGAAUACAUUAUAAUGAAAAACCUUUAUAAAGGAAACACCUACAAUUUAUAUAUAGGUAGAGAUUGAAAGCCUAGCUAGCUGUAAAAAGAGAUUGUUCUGACGAUUAAAAGAAAUUCGUAUUGAUCAAAAUGCGCAGAACUAAUGCCUCAGAACAGAAUUUUGAGUAGUACUUCUUAAAUAAACUAAAAGACAGUAAAUGUACUACAAGAAUUCUGUCUAUCGGAGAAUAAACAAUUAAGGAACAACUUUAUCAUUAUUAAAUCAUGGAACGUCAUGGUCCCUCUUUAAAACUAGUCUAUAACUACUUAUCCAAAAAUAUUCCUGUAACAAUACUGUGUUUGAUGGCAAUUCAGACUCUUACUUGUCUGGAGUAGGUCCACAAGCAUUUGAUAAUACAUCGUAACUUAAGACCCAAGAAAUUGGUAAUAUCUCAAAGCGGAACUGAAAUAUUAUUAACUGAUUUCAAGUAUGCUUGUCGAUAUAGGAAACAAUAAAAUAAUAUCUUGGUCAAUGAUAAUUUACGCACUACUUCGAAUAAACGAUUUCUAAACAAAUUCUCAAGUUUGAAUCAACAUUUAGAAUAAGUCUCUUCUCCAAAGGAUGACCUAGAAUCUCUCGCCUUGAUCAUUGUAUAUUAUGGCGGAUUUGCUCCUGUCCUUGAUAUCAAAGAGGAGAACAGAGGGCUAAAAAUUAAAAAAAUCGAACAAAUUAAACUAACUCUAUUGUCAGAGCUUUCAUUCAAAGGGGCUCCGUUAGAGUUCAUUUAAUUUUAUAAUGGAGUUAAAUAAUCCAGUGUUAGUGAUUAUCCCUAAGAUUACGAAAAAUACAAAUAAUUGUUUAGAAAAUUAUUGAACAGUUGUGGUUUGAAUGAGAAAGAUGUAGUCUACCCUCAUCUAUAAAUGAUGAAACAGCAUAAUUAUGAUAUGAAGGUAAUAAUGGAGGAACAAGAAACUUAAGCGUAAAUGGAUUCUAUAGAUGAAGAUCAUAGAGUGUUCAGAAAGAUAAAGGAAUUAGAUGAUUAGAAAUAUCACAGAUUAAUUUCUUUGGAAAAUUAAAAUCAGAGUUCUCAAAAACAAUGAUUUGAAUAAUUAAUUUAUUUAUUAAUUAUACCAUAUUGAUUUUGUAAAAAA